Salvelinus sp. IW2-2015 is the source of this 3177-nucleotide messenger RNA. RefSeq names its product ras-related and estrogen-regulated growth inhibitor. Bases 381 to 1022 code for a protein of 213 amino acids. The record is from RefSeq and is a predicted model, not a curated record. The transcript has 7 exons. Lineage: Eukaryota; Metazoa; Chordata; Actinopteri; Salmoniformes; Salmonidae. Gene Ontology annotation, molecular function: GTP binding; GTPase activity.
UAUGUAAAAAACGAAACAGUUUAAUGUUAAUUCCAAAAACGGUUUGAUAGGAAGUUCAUUAGCCAUUUCAAAGGUUUGUUUGAGUUAACGGUGUAAAGACCAAGAUGUCUCCAUCGCACAGCAUGCUUGGCCAUCAACAGCAAUAAAUCAGAUACAUUUAAUGAGACUUGGAAGGGGCACGCCUUAAAAAAUAAGAAAUUGUUUCAUUCUGAAAAGGGAAACUAAAGGCAAUGGAUGGACUGAACUGUGAGCUGAAAACCUGAGCAAGUGAUGGAGAACAAACAUAUUUUUGUCUCCCAGCAUCUUAUUGAGUAAUUGGAGGACCAGACAUAGCGAAAUAUUGAUACAAUGCAGCCUAUUUUUAAUACAUCAUCCAAGCCAUGACCGAUUCUGGACCGUCAAGAAAAAUGUCACGGGCAAAGUUGGUGAUACUUGGACGAGACAACUGUGGAAAGACAGCCCUGUGUGUUAGAUUCAUCACCAAGCGGUUCAUAGGAGAGUAUGACCAUAAAAAGGAAGUAACUUACAGGUGUCGGAAAACUGUCGACAAGGAGACCAUCGAUUUGGAGAUAUUGGACACAGCCAACAAGGAGUGUGUGGGUUCUGCAGCACCUUCUCUGGAGAGUUCCAUUAAAUGGGGCGACGGUUUCCUUAUUAUGUAUUCCAUCACAGACCGGAGCAGCUUUGAGUCUGUCUCACACUUAAAGAGGCUUAUUGAUCAUGUCAAGCAGACCCUAGGCAUACCUACUGUAAUAGUUGCGAAUAAAUGUGACAUGGAGAAUGGAAGGGUGGUGCGGACAGAAGAAGGAAAGGCCCUUGCCAGUGAUCUGAGGUGCAGCUUCUUUGAGUUGUCUGUGGCGGAGUGUUCUGUGGCUGUCGAGUUAGCGGUUGAGAAGUUGGUACGAGAGGUGCGUCUGGAGUACCAGCGCCACCUACUGGCCAUGGACAAACGCUCACGCAUGCUCCAGAUGAGGCACGCACUGAGCCGCAAGCUUACCCGCAGCAAGACCAUGCAGUGGUGACCAAGGCAGUUCAGUCUGGCCCCCUGGGCACAGGCCUGAAGAUCUACUUAGCCAACGCUGUUAUCUUCAUCUGCGUUAUGCUUUAAGUUGACAGCGAAAGGUCAGUGGCUAGUUUCCUUAUAAAYAGCACACAGAAGUUGGAGAAGAACACAUAAUGGACAGCAUUACACAGAAAUUAUAUAUAUAUAUAUACACAUUGUGUGUCUAUGGCUACAUAUUUGGUUAAUGCACAAUUGCAUAAGGGUUCACACAGAUUUGAUAUGACACUUGACAACAUCAAUGGGAGUUUGAAAGAAAGCAGCUGAAAAUGGAUCGGAAGUUGCACUUUGACCAGGAGGUAUUAUCUCUUACCUGUUCGACAUUGAAUUAUGGGUAACUCCACUAUUACAAAAACAUUAGACUUCCUUGAGUGUAAACUGAAAUGUUAUUUUGUUAGACAUUUUUGGUGUCUACKGUGUUCAUAAGGAGAACUGUCACACACUAAAUCUUGAUGGCUGUUUAUAAAAUCAGGAUAUAUUUUUUUUUAGAGAGAAGAGAAGUCACAAUUACAACUUUGUAAUUUUAUUUAAAAAUGGUCAAAUAAAUAAAUACAAAUUGAUCGAAUGCUCCAAAAAUCUUGACUUACUCUGACACUGCAAUGGAAUUUGCCAAACACUGCAUACAAAUAGCUACAUAAAAUAACUAAAGUACAGGAAAGAGGUAAAGGAAAUCAGUGGAUCACAGGCAACAAAAAGGAUUGGUAACAAAACCGUAGUCAAAAAUAAAGAAAUACUUCUUUAAAAAAACUGUGAAAAAAUACAACUGACAAAUAUUACAAGAGAGUAUGCAGUUUGUGUAAUAAACCAUUUACACUAUAUUCGGCACAUUAGUACCUUUGACUUGCUUGAUUUGCUACAAUGCAUCUUAACAAAGAGGAAGAAUACUUUACGUUGAGAAAAAGCCUUCUAAAUUAAUCAAAUGAUAUGAGUGCAUGAAGUUAGAGGUGGGACAGUGGUUACAAGAAAGGGGGGUCUCCAUAUUGAUGGCAAUGAAAUGCAACUAGAAUACUUGAAGGCCACAGAUGUGACAUGAUAUAGCAUGAGAACAACUGUUUUCAGAACUAAUCAAGAUAUGCAGAGAAUCCAAGGUAAUACACUGGUAUGGAUGAAGAAUCUACUCAAUAUUGGUUUCCUAAUUGGUUGCUCUCGUUGUGAAUAUUAUUUAGCUGGUGUAUAUCAUAAAUGGGAAAUAAAAAAGGCUUUAAAAUCAUUCUUUGGAUAUUAAUGUUGUUUCCAUUUUUUUUUUUACCACAACAUGACAUUUUACUUUCUUUCACAGCACAAAGCACUACACAAUAUUUGAGUUGGCCAUACCACAUCCUCCCCUAUUUUCCUUCCUAAAUCAGAAAAUAAAAACAAUUACGCCCAUAAUAUUAAGCACUUUGCCUUCAAAGUUAUGAUCCAAUAAAAGUCACUAAUUGAUAGGAAUAUUUCAUUUCCUACACGAGUAAUUGGGGUACGUAUACAGUACAUUAAACAUUUAAUUGUACAGCUGUAGUUUUCAAUAUGCUGCUGUAACACUUUACAUUAAGGUACCCUAUACCCUUCAUCACUGGUCUAUAAAGUGUUACUUAUUAGUUAUAAUGGGUUAUAAACUAAAAUCUGUAAACUACUAAAUAACAGUCUAUAAACUACUUAUACAUAUUUUAUGAAAGGCACCUUAAAGUAAAGUGUUACCAAGGUUGGAAAGGGCGAAAUUCAGUUCUAAAUAUAUGAAAAGUAGGAAUGGUUUUUAUAAGUAGAAUCAUGUCCAUACAAUCUAUUUGCAUAUGUAGGCAUAGAUUUGUUGAGGUUUUGACAGCUGUAGUUUUGUUGUUGGGCUCACCAUGCUGAGCACAGAUAGGGGAGUGUAUUUGCUGAGAUCCUUAUUGUUUCUAUUGCGUUAUUGAGGCACUGAGAGCCACAUUGUCUAAGCUUCUUCACCAAAAGGUCCAAUGAAAUACAUAAAAAAGGAUUAUAAAGACACUAUGAAGAAUAAAAUGUAAAUUAUUUACCAAUAUUCUGGAAAUAUGUCAAAAGCUUGGAAAUCUGGCCCUAAUUAUACAUAUUCAUGGUAAGUGUGUGUCAUCACUGCUGUCACUUUUAUCAUUUGCAUCUUGCCCUGUGAAGAUGGCAAA